AUGGCUCCCCAUAACCAAGCGGCCUGGAUACCGGCCAAGAAGAUGGCACCGUUCGUUGUCGGCGCAGCGCCAUACACUCCACCUGGUCCCGGCCAAAUAGUCAUCAAGAACGGCGCUGUUGGCAUCAAUCCGUAUGACUGGGUGCUGCAGUAUCAAGGUGGCCUACUCGCCUCCCAUCUCAAGUACCCCAUGGUGUUGGGAAUAGAUGUAGUCGGCACCGUCGUUGAAGUUGGCCCUGACGUGACACGAUUCAAGGUUGGCGACAGGGUCACUGGAAGCGCUGCGUCUGUUGCGAAAGAGUCUAAUAGCCCUUCUGAAGGCGCCUUCCAGCUUUACACUGUCGUACGUCAGCAUAUGGUUGCCCUGGUGCCCGAAUCUAUCACCGACGAGCAGGCUGCCGUCUUUGGGCUCGGCUUCGGUACAGCAGCGUACGGCCUUUUCCACAAAGAUUAUCUCGGUCUUGAUAUGCCGCAGGUGCCACCACCCCCUAAUCCACGACCAGGGAAGAAAUAUCCCCGAGCUAUCAUCGUAACGGGUGGUGCCUCUAGCGUCGGCAGCUGUGCCGUCCAGCUGGCCGCGUCGGCGGGCUAUGAAGUCUUAUCAACUUCGUCACCGAAGAACUUUGCCUAUGUUAAAGGACUUGGUGCCUCUCAUGUUUUCGACUACAACAGUAAGACGCUGGUGGGGGACUUUGUGCGUGCCCUCGAGGGUCGUGAACUAGUCGGUGCCUUCACCGUUGGCGCCAAUGCGGACCAGGUCUGCGCAGCCGUUAUGAAGGAGCGUUUAUCCAAGAUGCCCGAACUGCCGACGAGAGAGUUCGUCUCCCUAGCUGGUGGCAGCGGGAUGAAUCCCGACCUUAUCAAGGGCAUUCUUGGUCCGUACAGGAUGAUGCGUAACAUGAUGAUGAUGAUGGGCAGGAAUGUCGUGAAGAGAAUACUGACAGGUGUCGAGGUCAAAUUUAUUUUGAUUGUUGGCUUGGUAGAUCCUGGUAGUUGCGUCUCGAAAAUCUACCUGGACUUUUUGGGCCCAGCAUUGGCCGCAAGGCAGAUUGUGCCUGCGCCGGAACCGCUAGUCGUGGGACGUGGCUUGGAGAAGAUUAACGAGGCCUUGGAUCUCAACCAGAAGGGCGUGUCGGCUAAGAAAAUCGUGGUGUCUUUGCCUUGA
Phaeoacremonium minimum UCRPA7 is the source of this 1164-nucleotide messenger RNA. Its product is annotated as putative zinc-binding oxidoreductase protein. Lineage: Eukaryota; Fungi; Ascomycota; Sordariomycetes; Togniniales; Togniniaceae. Gene Ontology annotation, molecular function: oxidoreductase activity, acting on NAD(P)H. The transcript has a single exon. The record is from RefSeq and is a predicted model, not a curated record. The coding region runs from base 1 to 1164 and encodes 387 amino acids.